Molecule: messenger RNA, 1674 nt
Organism: Cavia porcellus (domestic guinea pig)
Lineage: Eukaryota; Metazoa; Chordata; Mammalia; Rodentia; Caviidae
Gene: Rdh12
Product: retinol dehydrogenase 12
Exons: 7
Coding region: 221-1123 (300 amino acids)
Source: RefSeq, a predicted model, not a curated record
CUGUGAGAGUCUUCCCUUCCCUUUCCCUAGGCAAGGUGGCCCUGAUGGGUUGUCAUGAGGGUGGAGAUCAUUGCUGAGGAACUCCUUCUUCAGACCAGGCGCUCUGGGAAGGAAGCAAACUCUUCCCUUAAUAUUACCCUCAAUAAAUGCUUUGGAUUGGGUCCCUAGCUGUGAGAUUUCUGGAAGGGUCAAAGAAAUGUGUCUGGAGGAGCAUUUUUAAAUGCCUGCUGAUAAAGAAAGGAAGUACUUUGGUGGUGGAGUUUGUAGAACCAACGUGCAGCUUCCUGGGAAGGUAGUGGUGAUCACCGGUGCCAACACGGGCAUUGGCAAGGAGACAGCCAGAGAGCUCGCCCGCAGAGGAGCCCGGGUAUACAUUGCCUGCCGAGAUGUACUGAAGGGAGAGUCAGCUGCCAGUGAAAUCCGAGCAGACACAAAGAACUCCCAGGUAUUGGUGCGGAAACUGGACCUAUCUGACACCAAAUCCAUCCGAGCCUUUGCCGAGGGCUUUCUGGCAGAGGAAAAACAGCUUCACAUACUGAUUAAUAAUGCAGGAGUGAUGUUGUGUCCAUAUUCCAAGACAGCAGAUGGCUUUGAAACCCAUAUUGGGGUCAACCACCUGGGUCACUUCCUUCUCACCCACCUGCUCCUGGAGCGGCUGAAGGAAUCUGCUCCCGCGCGGGUGGUCAACCUGUCGUCAGUGGUGCACCAUAUUGGCAAGAUUCGCUUCCACGAUCUCCAGGGCGAGAAGUUUUAUUGCAGUAGUUUUGCCUAUUGCCACAGCAAGUUGGCCAAUGUGCUUUUUACUCGUGAGUUGGCCAAGAGGCUUCAAGGCACGGGGGUCACCACCUAUGCAGUGCACCCAGGCAUCGUCCACUCGGAGCUGACCCGCCACUCCUUCCUUCUGUGUCUGUUGUGGCGACUCUUCUCCCUCUUCGUCAAGUCCACGUGGCAGGGGGCACAGACCAGCCUGCACUGUGCUCUGGCUGAGGGCCUGGAACCCCUGAGCGGGAAGUACUUCAGUGACUGCAAGAGGACCUGGGUAUCUCCAAGGGCCCGAAAUAAGAAAACAGCUGAGCGUCUGUGGAAUGUCAGCUGCGAGCUUCUAGGAAUCCAGUGGGAGUAGCUGCGGGGGAAGCCAUGGCUUUAUCAGGCCCAACCCGUGCCACGAUGAAAGGGCACCAAUGAGAAGGCCAGCCCUAAAGGACUGUCCUACUACCCUUUCUGGAGUCUUUGUAUACCCAACCCUCAUGUGCAGCUAGCUCAUGGCACGAGACAUACCUGCCCACAGACCUCAAGACUUGGAGAGCUGGCAACCUUUGGGGACAAGAGGACUGGGCAGAGUCUACCCAUGCUGGGAAUAAGUGGAAGAGAAGCCUGGGAAAUGGGGCUGAUUUCCUCACCAACACCAAAACCACCAGCCUGCAUGCUCAGCUGAGGCGACGUAACAUAUUUCCAGAGUCUCUGGGCUGACUUCCCUUUUGAAAGGAUAAUCACCACCUGGACUCUGGACCAAUUCAGGAAGACUGGCUGACUGUGGCCAAAUACAAUUUUACGUUUGAAUCCCCUGAAGCCACAGCGUGAAGUUCGGCUUUCCCCUUUCCCAUCAUGCAGGUAGUUUCUUCCCAAAAGUUCCCUGUACCCCACUUUCUAGAGAAAAUAAAAAUUUGAAUAUUU